AUGCUAUUCUGGAAGCUUUGUUUACUUUCUGUUUGGUUCAUAAUAGUUGGGGCCGAAAAAUAUACUGAAUCAUUGAACUUGAAGCCUUUACCACGGAAUAGUUUAUUAGCUACAUUUCAAUUUGAUGUCGAAUCAUUGCCAACAAAGCUAAAUUAUUACAAUGAAACUUUAGAAAAUGGUCAUAAAGCUAUAUCCGAUGGCACACAUUAUAAUUACUUCCCAAGAUCCUUAGGCCCAAUAAUUGAGUCAACAAAUACGAGAGAGUUACAUUUAAGAUUUACGCAGGGUUGGUGGGAUUCUGAGUUAUGGGGACGCUUACCCUUGAACGGUUUGAAAAGCGGUGGGACAGGAGUAGAAGUCUCAGCAGUUAUAGAAGCUCCAAAUCUAGACAUAGCUAAAAAAAACUGGAAUAAAUUAUCGAAUUCUUUGUCGGGAUUUUUCUGUGCAUCUUUAAAUUUUAUUGAUGAUACUAUCACAACUAGACCAAAGCAUCAUUCUAAUAAUAACGGCCACUUCAUCCUGGACCCAAGCAACAAAUUAUUUUAUUUGAGAGCUGCUCUUCCAAGUGAGCCAAUCUGUACCGAGAACUUAACUCCAUUUUUGAAACUUUUGCCUACUAGAGGAAAGGCAGGUAUUUCAUCGUUGUUAGAAGGUCACAGAGUAUUUGAUUCGUUGUGGCAUGGUAUGUCCAUCGACGUGAUUACAGAUUGUGAUGAGGCUGGUUCAACUUGCCAUCUAUCGAUGAAUCAAAGUGUGAAUUCAGUUAUUGACAUCAUGAGGUCGAUUCGUAAGAAGAAGGAAGGGAUUCCAAGGCCUACUCCAGGUGAAGAAUUGCGUUGUGAUGAUUCCAAAGUAUUUAACAUUUGGCAGUGCUUUCCACUUGGAGAUCCGACUAAUGUCACUUGGGACUUGGACACGGUCUUUGGUAGAACUAUUAAUGGGCCUGCUUUGAUUGGCGAUUCCAAGACAACAGCUAUCAAUAUUGAAAUUGAUUCAAACUUUUGGGAAGUAGACGUGAUAAAGUCAUCUGAAGAAUCCUCUGAUGUAUCAACUUUAUCUGCAUCGACAGAUUCCAAGUUCAUUCAGUACUUCGUAGAUGAACCAUUCAAAUACAAUAUCAAAUUCAUUUCUAGUGAUAGUCGAAAGACAGCUCCUAUAGAGACUCCACCAUUACAUGCGUAUCGUUCAUUAACAGGAUAUUCACAGGACCAAGGUGGGUUCCGUAUAGUUUUAUCCAACCCUUCUCCUACUAAAUCCAUUGAUUUUAUUUAUUUUGAAACAUUACCUUGGUACAUGAGAUUGUAUUUAAAUACAUUGACCAUGACAGUCAAAGAUGAGAGUGGAGUAAAUGAAAUCGACACAGAACAAUCAAAUUAUAUAAAAGAUCGCUACUAUAAACCUGCCAUUGAUAGAACGAGGCCAUCACAUUUGGAAUUUUCGGUCUCAUUACCAGCAAAUACAACUAUAACCUUAACAUAUCAAUUUGAUAAAUCGUUAUUAUUAUACGCAGAAUACCCACCAGAUGCAAAUCAUGGCUUCGCAAUUGAUCCGGCCGUUAUCACUGUAUUAGAUAAAGCAAAGAAUAGCAUUUAUGAGAUGCGUACCACUAGUCUAUUGUUAUAUUUGCCAACUCCCGAUUUUUCAAUGCCAUACAAUGUCAUCAUCUUGACUUGUACUGUGAUGUCUUUAGCUUUUGGUUCAAUAUUUAACUUAUUGACUAAGAAGGUUAUUACCGAACAAGAAUUUGAAAAAUUAGCGGCCAAUGGAAAAAUAAGUAUUAUUAUUAAUCGGAUAAAGGAUAAAAUAGGGACAAUUAAAACCCGCCGCUAA
Messenger RNA from Debaryomyces fabryi, 1830 nucleotides. Its product is annotated as GPI-anchor transamidase subunit. The record is from RefSeq and is a predicted model, not a curated record. The coding region runs from base 1 to 1830 and encodes 609 amino acids. NCBI's taxonomy places the organism in Eukaryota, Fungi, Ascomycota, Pichiomycetes, Serinales, Debaryomycetaceae. The transcript has a single exon. Gene Ontology annotation, biological process: attachment of GPI anchor to protein. Gene Ontology annotation, cellular component: GPI-anchor transamidase complex.